Molecule: messenger RNA, 10824 nt
Organism: Hyalella azteca
Lineage: Eukaryota; Metazoa; Arthropoda; Malacostraca; Amphipoda; Hyalellidae
Exons: 7
Coding region: 221-3838 (1205 amino acids)
Source: RefSeq, a predicted model, not a curated record
AAUAAAAGAUUUACUAUUAAAUGCAUUAAAUAUUUUUUUACUCCAGGUUGAACAUAUUUUGGCUGUCUGAAAGGCUAUUAAAAUUAACAUUUUCAUUGCCACUUUAAUUUAUAUUAAUUGGUUACUUUAGUGUACAAGUAUUUUUCUUGAAGUGAACUGAAUGAAAUGUAGUUAUUUCUGUAUAUCAAGAGCUUAAACAAGCCAUAGCAUCUACAUCAAAAUGCCCCUCCAAGGUGAUAAUAAUCAGUCUCCUGACAACUCUCUGAGCUCUGAGCCUAUCACCAGUGAUGGCUCUCAAUCUACCAGCUCACUAAGUGCCAAUGUUUCUCCUUCUCCUGCAUUUUCUUCUUCACCUGCUGCUGCUCAAAACCCAAAUACUGGAAACACAGCUACUUCGUGUUCUACUGUAAAUAACUCCACUGAAGAAGCUUCUCUCCAUAAUGCUUUUGUAGCCACAGAAAGUGACAGCUCUUCUUCAGCGGUGCCAAGUGCUCCUCCUGCAAACCAUGAUGAGCCUGACUGUUUGCUUGACUUGAUUGUUCAUGCUGUGAAUCAGCAUUUGGAGCCCACUCAAGAUUCCCUCCAGAGGACUACUACAAAUGCCAUGUUGUCACCAUCGUCUGACCACCCUCCAAGUUACCAUGACUUGACAAAUGAUGAUAAUGCAAAUUUUGUUGCUGAAGAAGAUAAGACUAAUCCUCCUCGUUAUAAGGUUGCUGUUGCUCAAGAGAAGAUUGCUCCAUCUGCUUCAUCUAAUGUGCCCAAACACGUCCUCAAAGAGGUGCCUGGCAAGACUAAAGAUACAUCUGUCCUGCGCAUCAGUACACAGCUCCUGCGUGCCUCUAAACGUCUGCUUGAUUUUUUAGCUGUAGUGGAUGCCCAUCCUGAACUUUACAGUGGCCAGGCAGUUGUCAAUGCAGUGUUUAGGUAUGAGUACUUAUGGCUGCCUCUACUGAGCGACUAUCUGAAGAAAGGCGGCCCUGAGAUUGCUCCUCCCUUGGAUGUUCACUGGGUUUGGGUCGUCCACAUGCUGGCACCACAAUACUACAUUGUUGACUGCGAGGCCAUUGCAGACAGGGUGUUGCCACAUCGUUUGCUCACUCAAAACUCUCUGGCUAUUGCUAGGGAGAGGGGAAAGAAACUGUGGGAGAGUGUGUACCCUCACGACCCAUGGGAAUUGGAUUUAAAAUAUUCAAAGCAAAUUAGUUCUUCUACUCCAUCCAAGAUUCAUUACAAUCUUCUUGAGGCAGUGGGUCGCCAGAGUGCUUUCUACUACCAAGUUCGUCUGGCCCACUACCGUACUAGUCCAUUCUUGCUCUCUGCAAUCCAGCGUUACCGUAAGUUCUUGCAUCUCAAGAAGAUGGAGCCCAAGAAUUUCUUGGUUCCUUGUUAUGACAUGGACUUGGUGUGGCAUGCCCAUCAACUUCAUCCUCUCAGUUACUAUAACGACACAGUUGCUUUCUUGGGCUGCUUGCUGCCUCACGAUGACUCUGUGAACAACAGGGAAACUGGCUCCAAGCUGAUGGUCAGCGAUGGUAUCACUCGAAAGCUCUGGAAAGAUGCAUGGAGGGAAGAUUUUAAUCGCCAUGGUGCCAUGUAUCGUGGCGAUCCUCCAAGUACAUAUAUCAGCCUUCCUCCUCCUCAGCUCCAAAAUCUUGCUCGCAUCCCGCACUUUGUUGUUAAAUUCCUAAAAGUUACGUUAAAGGGCAAGUUCCCUGAAGGUCUCCUUAAAGUCAAGUUUCGCCAUCAAGUUCAUCCUCUUGGCGACCUGACUCUCCAGCAUGACGGGAAUGAGAGUGAACACGACAUUAGCUCGUCUGGCUUCACCCUGGCUCUGGAGAACAUCAAGGUGCAGAAGUGGCUGGUUGUGAAGGUGGCUCCUGAUCGCGCUCUUGGCAAACUGCUCAGCAAACUUGGACACGGUCGCUUCUGGUGCAUGAGGGACCUCAGUGAGCUCUUCAUGUGCAAGUCUGGUGACGUUAUAGUCAAGGAAUUCGAAGAAGAAGGCCACUGUUUACAACUGACGGUGAAGGUAGAACGCCACAUUACACCAAUGUGGGUGAACAUGUCUACUCUGACUGGGCCGUUCACGCCCGUCCAGGUGCCUGUCAUCAAACUGACGGCACAGACAGGCAUGUCUGUCUGCAGUCAGCACCUCAGUAACAACAACACCAAGCAGCCGUCUGCUCCUCCACUGGAGUCCCUGAGCCCACCGCAGCUCAUGAACGAUGUGGACGCAACGAGUCUACAGAACCUGCUCAACGCCGCAGGUCUUGGUGAUGCAACAUCUUCUGCUAAAUCCUCUACCGAGGAGCAGAUCGUGCAGUUAGAAAACAGCCCAUACCUGCACAAGAAGUGCAUGCAAGUCGAAGCUAAAAAUCCCACAUCUGAACUGAAGAAGUCUUCCGAUGAAGAGACUCUCGAAGCAGAUGAAAUUGGUGAUCGGUCAAAACUGAAUGACAAUCCAGUGCUUGAAGACCACCCUUCAGUUGAUGGCUUGGAGACCUUCGAUGUUCACAUGGCUACUCACAGACUGGUGAACACUUGCCACCCCGACAAGCCCCAGAUCUUCAAGAUUGAAGUAAGCCACUCACGCGCCCUGAUGCUCUCUACCAUCCACGUGUACUCGGCGUGCGACGUGAUGCCCUGGACCUUCGACCACAGCAGCGAGCCCCGUACCCCCGAGCUCGAGAAGGAGGUGUCGGCGCUGCGACUCGUGGCGCUCUCGCACACCCUCGACCCCAACACGCUGCCCUCGCCGCACAUGCUCAAAAUGACCAACACCAAGUGGCAGUCGUCGCACGUGGCCAUGUGUGACUGGGACGCAGGCGAGCGCGCCAUGAUCGUCAAGGGCGCCGGCGGCAGCGACUGGGCCAUCGUCGUGGCCCGAUGGACCGGCCUCAGGAGGGGCACCCCUGGCACCCUCAACAAACGAGGCGUGCCAGGCAGCAGCGGUGAGCUGACGCUUCGUCUGCACUGUCCCGUCAACUCGCCUGCCGAGCAUUUCUCCCUGCCUUACUCCAAGUCUAAGUUCGACUUCCAAGUCCGCAGUUGCUGGAUGGAUCUAAACAAUGGCACUGUUUUGGUGAAGACGGACGAGCAAGAGUUCAUCGAGCACAUCACCCUGGGCUUCGCCAUCACAGUGCUGCACGUGUUGUGCCAGCCGCGCGUCGAGGCUCUGAUGGACGUGACCGACAGCGCUGCGGCCGCUGCUCACUUCGAGCUUGAUAACCGUCCCAACCGAAUACCCGUGGAGCGGCUCUCUCUGCUGACGGCGGCUGGCUUCUUCUGCCUGCUGGCGCCCACCAACCAGUACCGACGUCAGCUGAGCCGCAGCGCUGUGCAGGAGGGGCGCUACAAGCGCGAUCGCCGCUUCAGCAGCAGCGGCUGCCACUACCCGCUGCUGCUGCCCAUGGUCAGCGCCGCGCACGAUGCCGGCGAGGCCGCUGGCGACGCAGGACAAGAAGAUGUGGUCGAUGGAGGUUAUGAGGACGGUUUGGUGGGCGCGUGUGGUGCGUGUGGCGGGUGUGGAGGCUGCGGGGGCGGUGUGGCAUCCGUCCUGGGUGCUCCACCACAGUACCUGUGGGGGAACAGCCAGGCGGGCAACGGUAUGAGUGACGGAGGAGGGUUUGAUGGAGGCGGGGGCGACGGCGGCAUGGACGGCAUGGGUAGCGAUGGCGCGAUUUUGUUAUCGGCGUUCGCCGGUGUUGCCGGGGGAGGCAACGACAGCUCGCCCUUUGGCUACGUGAGCUCAAGCGAUGCAGGCGGUGGAGAUGGUGAUGGUGGAUGUGGCGGUUGUGGUGGAUGUGGCGGAGGUUGUGGCGGGUGCGGAUGUUAAGUCGAACUAAAGCAACCGGCUUUUAUAAAAGCCCAUUUCGCGCUCAACUCAGCGAAUAGAAUUCUUCUCUUUCUAAAGUGCUGAGUUCUUGUGGAUUAUUGGUCGUUGUUUGGAUGACUGCAUACAUGACUGUUGCUAUGGCAUCGAUGGUUAGGGAGCUCUCUUGUGUGACCAUCAAUUGCUUGACUGGUUUUGGCUCCUUAAGUUUUCUUCAAUUCAUGAAAUCAAACGAGGAAUCACGAUAAUUAGGAUAAUUUAGUUGUUCGACGUGGCCAAUUUGACGGUGCAUAUUAAUGCCAAUCGCAACGAGUAACAUUUCGGUUUUAUUAUUGGACAUUACUCAAUAAGGCUUUAUCUAGUGAUGUACGCAAGCUCUUACGCUGCGCGCAGAUGUGACGGCUCUUAGAUACGACAUUUGUGCAGCCUUGCAACAAUGAAGCCCAAGGCAGCUUCGGGCCCAAAGUGUCACAUCCGUCUGAGCCGAGGCAAACUGGUGCAGUUUAUAAUUUUUGUUACAAGAGAUGUGUACUGUUCGCACCUCGCGCUGUGUAGGGCCGUUGGGCUUUCGUGUGCUAGUGACGUAGCUUUAAGUGUUGGUGAUGUAAGUGCAACUCUAACGCUGCCCAUGGAUCAUCCAUUUUAUGGAGAUAAACCGAAUCUCCAUUUUAUGGAGAUAAACCGAACUAGUGGCGACUUAUGUAACGCCGGUAGACGUGCCAUGUUCCUAUUAGGGGUGCAUAGGUGGGGUCGGAACCCCGUACAAAAGGAUUAUAUUUACUGUGGUUAACAUAGCUUAUAGCUGUUGAUAGUCGUAAUGGCCUCCUAGUGUAUUGUAUUGGUGUCGUACAAGAUAUUUUAUGAUAUUUGAUAAUAAAAAGUAACGGUAACUUGUAGAACUUUGCGGCGCUGACUGUUAUUGACUUGCACUAGAUUUUAUUCUACUCCGUGAGAUGAGCAUUAAUCGUGAAAUAUUUACGUAAUUGAUGUGGGUUUACACUGUUCAUUUGUUCCCUCGUACGCAUAACUGAAUUUUUUUUAAUUUUGAAGCUAAUGAACUUAAUUUAAUGUCUUGCGUUAUUUGCGGGAAAAGCAUAUUGUUGUAAUGUAUGAAUUUAUUGCAUGAAGUUUCUGCACAACAUUCUUCAAUUUGAUUUGAAAACGAAACUACAUUCUUCAAUUGAUUUGAAAAUGAAGUUACACUAGACAUUCCCGUACUACUUUACUAUUUUUUCAAAUGAAUAUCUAAUUGAUUUUCCUUGUGUUCGAACAUUUCGAUAACUACUCUCUAGUUUAAUUGAUUAAUUUCCUCAUUUGUUUCUCUCAAUUGAACUCCUUACAAGAUUCUCCCAACUCGUAGUCAGCUGUGAUGCUUUCUCUAUUAGAAUUACACGUUCGUAAUUAAUGCGCAUGUUAUAGUUAAGGCAAGCGUGCAGUCGAGAUGCACGUAGCACUAGUUUAACAGAAUCUUUCCUAAAUUCUCUCUUGGUUCAGUCGAGAAGACGCUUAUGCUUAAAAUAUAAAUUAGAAACUUGCUUCCGUACGUUGCUUAACAACAGGCUUUGAUUUUUGUCUGUAUGUUAAAUACCUAGUUAAUGAACUUUGGGUUAAAAUUAUUUAUAAUUCCUGUGCUUAGGAUGAUUUGGCUUCGAAACUCAUUAACUUUAUCAGCGGCUAGAUGUUAUUAAUAAGUUAUGUCUAUUUGGUAAAAACAAAUCAAAAUGUCCGACGUUCCUGGCUGUAGAUCAUGGUUGUUGCUCUUAGAAACGCUUCUCGUAUGUGAUGAAAAAAUCUCUAUUGGCCUAAAUAAAAUGAUGUAAUAUAAUACGACAAUUACGACGAAACAGUCCCAAAAACCUGCGGCUAUUGAGGUUAACGGGUAUCCUGGAUGGUUUUAAAAUAAGGUUAUCAUCGAGAUUGUUGUGUGCAAUUGUUCGCUAAAUCGUUGCCCAGCCUGCAACUCUACCAGAGAUUUGUUCGCGGCGACGAGCAUCGCAGGCUGCGAGGUGUUGCGAUGAUGAAGAUUUCCUGCAUGAAUAAACAUGCAUGCGUCUUAUCCUAAGCUGUUUAGGCGCUGCAUGAACAAACUUGCGUGCGUGUUAUAGUGAGCUUUCAUUGUAGUGCUGCAUGACCGUACGCUGCGCAGUUUCAUAGCGUUCACCUCGUGGUGCGAGGCGAGUGUCAAUAUUCUGGUACGAGAAGACUGCAAUGACCAUGCAAAUAUGUAAGCAAUUUAUCUGAAGUACGAACACUUCGUUUAGUUUUUAACAUUGUGCUUUUGUGUUAUACAAAUAACAUGUUGACACAACACUGCUUAAAAUAUAAGAUUAUACAUUUCCGUGGCUUCUGAAGAAUUUUAUUUGUAUUAUUUUUUUAUUUGUGUUAGUUUGUAUUUGUAUUAGUUUGUAUUAGUUUAUAUCUAUUUGCGAGCUACAGCAAUCGUAGUUCGAAGUUCAGCCAUUAAUUCGUUACUGAGCUCGAGUCUUUGUACUUCGUCCAUCCUUUAGCAUCCCUUUAUAUUUUUUGUUUGAAACAUUCGAUUUAGGUUUUCAGAGGCUUUUUAAUUAAUUUUUAAAUUUGUUCAUGAACAAUGUUCCAGGAAACAAACAUAUAUUCCUGUCUUGAUUAUAAUGGAACGAAACUCCUAAACAUAUGUACAAUCAGUGUAUGUUGUCAGUAGGUACAUCGAUGUUUCAGUUGUUCACUGAUAGUUAACCUUGAAGUAACAUCGUGUAUGAUAAUGUUCUGGAGUGAUAUAUUUUGAAUCUAACUAAAGUUUUAGUGAUGGUAUGCAAGGUGGCGAACAGCCUCCUUUCAGAACAGCUAAGGAUAAUAACAAGUCCACUCAGUGCACGAUCGUCAUUGAUUUAAAAUAUCCAUUUUCCAUCCUUAAUCAUCUCUGUUGCAUUUAUACACAGGGUUUUUCCAAACAAUUGUGUAUUGUAUUAGCUGCAUUCCAUGGUGGGCUUUAAAAUGAGUACUUUAAUUGAUUCUCUGUACCUGUAGAUGUCAACAAUGCAUUGGUCCAACUUAGCGUUCCAUAUGUUCCAUGUACUUUAGCUCUCUGCUCUCCAUUGCCAACGUUCCUUUUAUUUUUUUAUGCAUGGGGGAUAUGUUAAUCCAUUCCAUUGAUAUACUAUUUCUAUUCAUUUACAUAUCUAUACGCUUCGUUAACUUCCAUCCAUUCCUAUUUGUAGUUUAUAUUUUUAAGUAGUUUGUGCGAUUAAUAGUUGUAAUUUAGUUCUUUAUUUCCCCCAAUUUAUUUCUGUCUAUUUCCAGUCAUUGAUCAUAAAUUUCAAAUAUUCUGCUGUUACAAUUAGUUACAGGAGCAGUUGAAAUUGUGGCGCGUUACCCUCAGCUAUUGUGAUGUUACUGCUGCUGCAGCACUCACUUCUUAUAUUUUGCCAUUCUUUUUUUCAGUUAAUCUAUAGUUACUCUUAUUUCUGUUUUCAGUUCCUCUUAUUAAUUUUAAAAUACUUCUAAUGCUUGAAACGCCCGCCCCAGGCGGCGCCAACCAUGGCUGCACAGUUCGCUUUAUCAACUCAAAAAUUCUGUAAUUCUGGAAGAAAAUGUGCUGGGAUUUAUGUCUCCAUAUUUCUGUAUGGAUUUCGAUUUAAAAAUAUUUCUUAUGUUCUGUUUUUUUUUGUUAGGUUCUAACUACAUUUUAUACAUCAUAUUUUACAAAUGCAUUUCUUAUUUAAUAUUUUUGUAAGUGCAUUUUUUAGUUUUCUAUUCCAGAUAGUUCCACCGUAACACAUCGUAAAUGAGCUGGAGAAAGCUUCUCAUAACCCAUCGCUUUACUCAGCUCCCUUAUUCUUCUAGUCUACCCACUUUAUAUUCAUACUAACAUAAAAAAUUUAUAUGCUGACCUUAUUUCUUGCCGGCGCGGUAAAUGAAUCCUCGCCUCUUGUUACUCGAAACUUUGUCACGUAAGUUGUUCUAUCUCUACACGCCUUUGUACGCGUGCUCUGUAAAUUCACAUCUCCGUUUAGAAGGGCGGGACUAUUGACUUCUCGCAUCCCGUGUCUGCUGGGUCGCUAUCAUUAUUUAUCGCAGUUUUCACGAUUUUAUUACUUUUGAUUCAGAAAUAUUGUUUCGUACUUCUCCCAUGAUUAAACCUUGUUAUAGUUGUUUCAUAUUUUUCCUAUUUUACUCUUUCAUUGAUGUGUGAAGCCGCAGCCUCAUUGCGCGGUCACGUCAGAGUGUUCUUUAUGAUGGUUGUGGAUUUCCUGCUAACGCUCCGUCGAAUUCCUUCAGUUUUUUCAUUAACUGCUUUUUAAAAUUGUUUCGUUUUUAUCGCUAGGUAUCUCUUGAGAAAGUAACACGACUAAUGACGCUUAUCAGCUUUAUUGCUUUCUAGUUUUAACAAAUUAUAUUAUAAUCGUAGUGACUAACAGAUAUUGAUAAUUUAGCUCAUCGUUGAAGCAGCUUCAUUUUGAUGCUCUGACGUAACGACCCUCCGAACGCUUGGCGCUUAUGAACUUACUAGAAAUCCCAUUAAACAAUUCGUCUCGUUAUAAAUUUAGAACCUGUGUUUUGGUGACGUCAUGUAAAAGCAAAUGAAAUCCUUUUAGCAUCUUGUGCUUAAUUAUUUUACUCAUCUAAUGAGUUACUAUUAUGCUCCACUCCACCACCGAAUAGAUAACCUACUACUUAGUUGCCUCAGAGUAGCAAUUAUUAUUUCAUUGUAUUCAAGAAAGGAGUUUUCAUUGUUCUCUCAGCCGCCAAUGUAACGCAUGGUCCUCUAUUGCCUUGCGUAUCUCGGCGCGCUAACGACAAGCGUCAACUUCCCUCUCCCGCGCUGCCUUGGCACUUGUCAGCUCAGGACGCGGCACGAAGCGCAGUGGCAAACGAGUGGUUUCUUACAAACCAGUCAAAUUUAAUUCCAUGAUACAGGUCAAAAUUGCAUUCAAUAUUUGUGUAUGAAGAUGCAGGUAUACAGUUUACUUACCUGGUCUUCUCAUGGGACUCAAACAGUCCCUGUUGUGCCACGAUGGAUUGUCUGGCUGUGUUCUGCAUCUGGUGUAGUCGAUGCUUUUCCAACAGAGUGGUCGUGGUCGUUAACAUGGGCGGUGGAUUUGAAUUCAUUUCCAUCAGUUUUUGACCAGUUUCAUUUUAAAGAGAAUGUUUUCUUUACAUGUGAGAAAUGAUGAACUGUAAUUUUGUUGGUAAUUUCGCCUACAAGAUUUGUUUUGGGCUUUGGGCUAUUGACGCUGAUCUCGUCAAGUAUGUGAAAAUUAAUAAAAAUGUAUAGUUACAGGUUAUUUAUUGUUUACUGUGAGCUUCUAAUAUUUUAUUGAAUUAUUACGGUAUUUGCAGCCUAAAAUUUAAUACGCUGACAUCGUCUGAGUUGCAAUCUGCUUGUAUUAAAAAAAAGAAUGCUUUUUCAAAGUUAAUAAAAUUUAUGGCCAAAUGGAAGAAAUUUCACGUGUGCUAAAAAUAUAUUUCUAAGUCAACGUAAUUUUUAUGCCAAUUUCCGCAAAUUUUAUUCACGGGAAUAUUCCAUAUUCUGAGAUAGUUCCGGUCGUUUUGUGGCUCAAAAUUUAGUUCCGGUCGUUUUGUGGCUCAAAAUUUGUCUUCCAACCUUCUUGGAUAAAUAAGUUCCGGAUGAAUGAACUUCGCCAGCUACGCUACCGGCACCCCAAUCUUUAUAUUAAAUAAGAGUGCUCGCGCCGGAACGCAAACUGCAAAGCUCGUUGCUCUUCUCACAGCGAAAACGCUCGUUUUGAAUCGUGUUACAUUUUUUCCUUCCAAGUUCAUUCUGUGUUUUUUGGCGUAUGUUUUUAUCUCAUCUCCAAAGAGAAUCUCCUUCUAACCUCUCUGGCCAUGAACGAACGGAAAUCCCUUUCUUUUACUUCACAAUUCCUAGAGACAAAAGAUUUAAAAUCUGUCGUUGAUCACUUUCUUUGUUUAGGGGCAGUUUUUCUGUCUUGGACUUUAGAAAGAGGAUUAAAAAGGUUAGCAUUUUCUCCUGGUAUUCAACGUUCAAAAAUUUCCGGGCUACAAGAGUUAUCAGGCUUCUGCGCUGACAUGAAGGCGGUUCAGAGAGACUAAAUAUCGUGAUUUUAGCGCACCACAUGUGUUCCGACAGCGGUGUUUGACAACUUGCUUCAGUGUCUUAUUCUAUUGCAAAAACUUUAAUGUUUGGAAGAGUGCCACCUCGAAAAUCUCCAUCGUUACAAUAAAAUGAAAAAGUUUGUGUUCGACUGUAGGGCUUCAUUGUUCUUCUAAUGAACAACAAAAAUGACCAGGACCAUGUCAUGUGAGAGUAAAUGGUCUCUCAAAUAAGCUGCUAAUAAAUGUUAUUUAAACCUUUUUAUUUUAAUAUUCGAUCCUUUGCUGAAAUUUGUUCAAAUAUGCAUUUGUGCCAUUUUUGGACUGAUUUUAAUACCCCGUUUUAAUGUACGCGCCUAAUUAAAUUCAUUAAAUAUAUCGCUUUGAAUUCACUGAGAAGCUUUAGUGUCGUUUGUUAUAUGUUGUGCUAAGUAAUAUUGUAUGUAUAUAUACAAUAAAAAUCAGUUGAGCUUUUUAGAGACUUACCUUGCCCCUCACGAAGAACGGCUGGUACGUUAUUCAUUCUGACAACCUCGCAAUAUCAUAAUCAAAAUGGAUCAUGCCAAAUUGGUCGCCAUCCUCUGCUGGUCUUUUCUCGUGUGAUAACGCGUUCCCAAGUCCUUCGUGCGAUGCCAACAAUUCUUCAUUUGCCUUCUUCUUCGAUUGAUAAUAAGCUUUUCUCUCGGGUUUCAUUAAACUCAUUUUAAAAGGCAGCAAAAUUCUUGAUUUUAUGUCUAAUAUUUAAUUUUUGUCCGGUUUCGUAGGUGGAAUUGAUGCUAUGGAGUCUUUGGCUCUAGAAAAAACGUACAAUUAUCGUUUAUAGUCUCGAAUAUCCUACUUAGAUCGGUACUCUGCUUCCUACCGCGGCGGCUGAUGCUUCGUAUUGUAUUCUGUGGACGCUGUCUUCGGGUGUUAAUAAAAUUUUUGAGACGUUC